CAUUCAUUCAUUGUAAGAUCGCUUAUCGCUUAGAUAGCGAAUUUUUUUAAACCAAUAUUUUCCUGCGGUUUAUUAUACAAACUUUCAUUCAUUUUAAUUUUUUUUUUUUUUUUUAAAAAAAAAAAUGAAGCAAUCUCUCUUUUUCUUGGUAUUGUGCCUUUUAUUCUUCUCUUCUGUCAUAGAAGCAAAUCUCUUACCAGUGGUGAAUAAAACUACAACGUGUUCUUCAAAAGCGCCAUGUGAAUUAAGAUGGGUGGAAGAUGGAACAGCACCGAAAUUAAUUGAAUUAUCAAAUAUUAAUAUUAAAUUAAUGACAGGACCUAAUGAUAAUCAAAUUGAAGUUAAGGACCUGGGUACAGUUCUUCCAACAGUUGGUAAAAUAUCUUAUAAAAUUGAACCUGGUUUAGGUCCACCUGGAAGAUUUUAUUUUUAUAAAUUUAACUCUGGUGUCGAUGAUGUUUGGUCCACUAGAUUUGUCAUUCAAGAUAUAACGGGUACAAUUCCAGGGUUUGAUCCCUCAUCUAUUAACGCUAAAGGUGAUGUAAUAAACAAAGUUCAAGGAAAUUCUACAAAUUCCACUUCCACGAGCUCAUCAUCCAUAUUAUUAUCAAAUACUUUCACAACCAUGGGAUUAUCAAUUAUUUCAAUGAUGAUUCUUUCUUAUCUAUGCUGAUUGAUUGCUUUGUUUAAUCUUUCCCUAUGUAAUUUUAAUAUAAUAUAUAUAUAAUGUACCAAAGAAAAUAUUGUAAUCACUCUUCCUCCCUCCCUUUUUCUUAACUUUUAUAAUAUUAAUAUUAUUGGAUAGAAUUAUUUGUUUUUAAUAUUUUAAUUUGUCCAACAUAGCGUUAUAUUUGAUUGUAUAAUAAAUAUAAUAUUUUCUAGAUUAGGUCACUUAAUUGUUAACGAAUGUCCA
Molecule: messenger RNA, 913 nt
Organism: Rhizophagus irregularis DAOM 181602=DAOM 197198
Lineage: Eukaryota; Fungi; Glomeromycota; Glomeromycetes; Glomerales; Glomeraceae
Source: RefSeq, a predicted model, not a curated record